CUAUUGCGGGUAGAUGAUUACAGUGGGGAUAGGUUUAAGCGAAUGUUUAUCUCACCAGCGUUGGCACCAGCGUUCUAUCACAUUGAAGGCUUUUUGAAGAUCAACGUCGACGCAACGGUUAGUGCCUCCAGAUGCUCGAUUGGGCUUGUUAUUCGGGGCUCAGACGGACAUGUGAGGUUGGCGAUCGGAUUGCAGCAUCAAGGAAUAGUCAACCCUUAUCUGGCUGAGCUUCUUGCUUUCAGGGAUGCUAUCUCCUUUGUAGCCUCAAGAUCCUUGUCUCACGUGAUAGUCGAAGGCGACUCUGAAGUGGUUGUCAACCAAGUCUGUCAAGGCGUCUUAGAAGACUCGCCAGAUUCUUAGCUCUUUUUCUGCUUGUAUAGAGUUUAGGGCGGUACCUAGAUUCGCCAACAGUGCUGCCCAUAGAGUGGCGCGUAAAACACUGCUUUUGUCUCUUGUAGAGCUAGAAUCUUUUGAUUUCUUGGGGGUAGCUUCAGGGGUCCUGGGUAGAAUUGUAAGCUUAACUAUUAUUUCUCAUUGAUAUCACUCAGAAAUAAAUAAAAAAUAACGAAUUUUUGUUGACCAUUUUGUUAUUAGUCCAAAUGUGUUUUUACUGAAACGUGGAAAAUUAAAUUUUAGUAAAUGUUUUAUACUAGG
Messenger RNA from Linum trigynum, 654 nucleotides. Lineage: Eukaryota; Viridiplantae; Streptophyta; Magnoliopsida; Malpighiales; Linaceae. The record is from the annotation of a GenBank genome assembly.